UUUGACAGACGCGAACAAAGCAAAUACAAAGCGCUCUCCUAUAAUUGUUGUUUAUUUUUCUUUUCGCCAAGUGUUAACCGAAAAAGAAAAAAAAAUGUUGCCGAAAAGUGCAUCGUUUAUUUUCUUAUUAUGUUUGGUUAAUUUUUCAUGUGGACAAGAAAUUAGCAGUAAGGUUCUUGAAGAUAUUAUGAACGAUGAUGACGAUGUCUUCUUCAAACAUACCUGGAGUAAUUUACAACCACAAUUAUCAUCUGGUCUACGAAAUUGGUUCUCAGCAUUACACGAACAGGAUUUAAAUCCAGCAGAAAGUUCACAUCAAUUCGAGAAAUCAGAAUCGAAUGCCGAAAAAGAUCGUGAACCAUUAUCACCUGAUUUUAAGGAUCCAAAAGGUGAUGUUGAAAAACCACCAUCAUCUGUUUCAUUCGAAUCGGUACCAAAGAAACCUGAUACAGAUUUCGGUAUUAUUGAUAUACCAGCCGGUGCAAAUAAUAAUGGUGGAUCUAUUUUCGGUUCUGGAGGACAUGGUGUUGUGUUAAAAGAUUUACCCGGUUUUGGUAGAUGGCCUGGUAAUAUUUUCGAUAUGUUUGGUGGUAUUCCAACACGGACUCCAUGGUGGAAAGGACCAAAUGUUUGCACAGAAAAAGAGGAGAUAAUCGAAAGUGAAGAUAAAGAAACGGAUACAGAUAAUAUUGGAUUCUUUGGAAGUAUUAACUUCUCAAGUUGUUCGCAAACACUCACCAAAUAUGAAUGUACAACGAAGACCAGCACACCUGAAGGAGUGAAAACAUUAGUCAUCAAAUACAAAUGUUGCCAUGGCUACAAAUUAGGAGAUCAAAAUCAAUGUGAACAAGUUGAAGAUUUAAAAACAGUGGCUGAAACUUGUACAAAACUUUCUGGUAAAGAAUUCUCAACAAUGAUGAUCAAUACUGGCAUUGAUCGAACAAUUGAAAAUGAAAAUGUUACCGUAUUUUUACCAACGGAUGAAGCUCUAAAAGAAUUCAGUGAAAAACUAUUGGAAAUGAAUGAAGUUGAAAUGUAUGUGAAUGGUGAACGUCAACGACGCGAUGCAAGUCAACAUGCUCUUUCGUCACGGGAAUUGGUACAAAGCCAUAUUGUUCCUGGUCUUGUAGAAUUAAAUGACUUAUCCAAUGGAGAUGUUAUUCACAGUCAAUUCGACAACAGUACAAUUCGUAUUAAUAUGUACCCAACUUCAUCUCGGGAAAUUUUAACAACAGCCAAUUGUAUUAAAGUUUUCAAAAAAGAUCAAAUGGCCUCAAAUGGAAUUAUCCAUGUUUUGGACGGUGUCAUGACGCCUGUUACCAAGUCACUCAAUCAAAUAUUGGCCAACAACGAUAAAUUACGAACAUUCAGCCAAAUCAUGGAAAAAAUCAACUUAAAUAAACUUUUCGAAGAGGACAAAGUUUAUACGAUAUUUGCUCCAAGUGAUGCUGCUUUCGAGAAAUUAUCACCAGAAGUAUUUGAAAAAUUGAAGAAGGGCAGUAGCUGUGCUGAAAAUAUUUUGAAACAUCAUAUUUUAAGCCAUUCAGUUUGCUCCAAUGCCAUAACAUUUAAUGCCACCACCCAUAAUAUGGAUGGAACACCGAUCAGUAUGAAACGAGAUGCUUCCAAAAAUUUAAUUAUUGAGAAUAAGGCGCAAGUUGUCGACAGCGAUAUUAUGGCAACAAAUGGAAUUGUUCACAUUAUUGAUACACUUCUUAUGCCUGAUUCUGGUUUGGACGCAAGCCAAUUAUUAUUAAAACACAAUUUAACUGAAUUCGAAAGUUUAGUAAAAGAAUCUGGAUUAUUAAACGAAAUCGAUAAUCGAAAUAAUAUUACUUUAAUUGCACCAUCGAAUGAAGCGAUUAAAAGAGCAGCACCACAAUUAGAACAAAUUAAAAAUGAUCCAGAAAAAUUACGUGAUCUAAUUCGAUAUCAUGUCGUACAAAAUGAAAUCAAAACAUGUGACUUCCAGAACAAUGACAUGUUGGACACGGAUUUGGGUGAUCAACAAUUACGAGUGAAUUUAUACAAUACGUUACCAUUUUUCAAUUCCGUUUACAACAAAGCCACAAUCAAUUGUGCCCGUGUAACCACAGCUGAUGAACAAGCUUGUGGAUCAGUGAUUCAAGAAGUGAAUCAAGUUUUAAUUCCACCAAAAGAUUCUUUAUUGGAAACCAUUCAAAAAUCUGAAUUAUUCACAACAUUCGCUGAAUUAUUAAAUGGCACCAAAUUGGAAGAGGAACUUAACGAAAGUAACAGUUCAUUUACGAUACUUGUACCAACGGAUGAUGCUUUUGAAAGACUUCCCGCUAAAGUGCUUGCUACAUAUAAGAAUAAUCCAGAAAAAGCUGAUGAAUUAUUACGAUUACAUGUUAUUCCAGAUAUUUUAUGCUGUUCCGGCGUUGGUUACCAAUCAUUCCCAUUCACCAAAACCGUAAAAACUUUAAGUCCAUAUACAUUAACGCAAGGACACGAUGGACAAAAUCGUGUACGAUUUGCAGAUGCUUCAACAACCCAGUGUGAUCAAAUCGCUACCAAUGGAAUCAUUCACAGUGUAAAUAAAGUAAUCAUUCCAGCGCCUCGACGAUCAUCCUCAAAUCCAUUCGAACAUUUAAAUUUUAUGUUUUUAAAUUUUUAAUAUAAAAACAAAACAAAAAUCAAACUUUGAAGGCUGAGUGAGGGCUACGCUUCGUGUUUGUGAUGUAUUUAGAAAGAUAGCAUAAAAGAUCCACUUCUUCCCCCCCCCCUUUUUUUCCUCCCUCUUAGAUUUUAAUAGAUAGAGUAUUUUGAUCCGGUGAUUAAAGAUCCACCUGGAAAAUGUAGUUUAUUUCAAACAUAAAUAAAUAAAUAUUAACUAAAAUCAGGGACGUAAUGCUCUUUAUGACAGGGCAGGGGAUUGAGGGGUUGGUCCCACUUUUAAAUACAUGACAGAUGCGUGGUAAAGCCCUACUGUUUUGUGCUGUGUGCUGUCUGUUAUUAAAAUAAAUUUUUAAAUGUUAUUUAAUUAUAUUAUUAUAGAUAAUGAUGUUUGAAAUAUAAAAUAAAUAAAAAGAUUCUUUAUAUAUUAUUUAAGGAGAUCUUUGUAUUAUAUCUUUGUA
Molecule: messenger RNA, 3098 nt
Organism: Chrysoperla carnea
Lineage: Eukaryota; Metazoa; Arthropoda; Insecta; Neuroptera; Chrysopidae
Product: transforming growth factor-beta-induced protein ig-h3
Exons: 11
Coding region: 95-2638 (847 amino acids)
Biological process (GO): cell adhesion; extracellular matrix organization
Cellular component (GO): extracellular matrix
Molecular function (GO): cell adhesion molecule binding
Source: RefSeq, a predicted model, not a curated record